AUGAAUGACUGUAUGGUUUUGUCCAUCGAAGCACUUCCCAACGAAGUAUGGCUUAAAAUAUUUUCUUACAUUCAUAUUGGCGAUAUUACUCGUGCUUUUCUUCGACUUAAUAAUCGUCUGACUAAUCUCAUCUAUUCAUUGCCUACGACUAUUCAUCACCAUGAAAUGGGCGUGUCUUACUAUGACUAUCGCACUCCUGUAACUCACAUCAGUGUUCGUGAUGGUCGUUCAUUUUCUUAUCAUGUCAAUGCUCAACAUCUCAUUUGGGUUUCUCUCGAUCGACCAUCUCCAAAACAAUUACAAUUUCUUCAAUCAACAUAUUUACCACGUCUCAAACAUUUGCAUUUCAAUGGAAUUGGUACUAUUAACCAUGAUGUGGCUCAAUUUUAUUACACUAUCUUCAAGUCAACUCGUACCAAUACUCCAUCACUUAUUUCAUGUUCAUUACCUUCGAUUUCUUCACUCAAUUGGAAUUAUUUCAUCGGAAGAGGAUCAGCAAUAAAUCAUACACUUCGUUCGUUAACACUUAUUGACGAUUAUCAUCUUCAGUCAUACAAACUCUUUCGUUCUGUGCCAAAUUUAACUCAUCUGACUAUCAAACGAGAUGUAGCUCAGAACGAAUCAUUCAUUGAUAUUACUCGACAAUUUGGCAUGCGUCGUAAACAUGUCUUAAUACAUCCAGAGGAUGGCAGAAUGAAGAAAGUGAAAUGUUGGCUCAUUCCAAAAAUGUUUACGAACUGGUUACCUCAUCUUCGUCGAUUGAAAUUUGAAUACGAACUGGAUCCUGAUAUGUGGAGCUUUCGAACUAUAAUUGUUGUUCGAAUAAGCUGGAUACGAAAUUCUUCUUAUUUAGCCAAAAUCUAUCGUCUUGUUUGA
Molecule: messenger RNA, 876 nt
Organism: Rotaria sordida
Lineage: Eukaryota; Metazoa; Rotifera; Eurotatoria; Philodinida; Philodinidae
Source: the annotation of a GenBank genome assembly